CUCCCCUCUUCAAUCCACGACCGGUCCCGUGCGCCCAGCUCCCUCCCCGCGCGCGUGAUCAGUCAUCGCCGACAAUCGACACCGGCGAAUCUCACCUGGAAAGCAUGUACAACUUGUCCUCCAAUCGAUUUGACGACCGGAAGUCCUGAGUCAAACGCUUAUCAGCUGCCCAUCAUGAGUUCUCUCAAAGACAUCAUGUCUAUAAUCGACCGUACGGGCGCGAAGACGCAGGCGACCGUUUCGAAGCAAGGCCCGCCCGCCGGAGCCCCUAGGCCAGCAUCGCGACCGACCGUAGGGGCAAAUGGCGCCUCGCAAACACCGCAGCUGAAGCGCAAGGCUUCAGGUCCCGUCGAGAGUGGACAAGUCAAGAUACAGAGGAAAGAGGCUGUCGGGGGAUCAGCGCAAGCAAAUGGUGCGGUGCGCGCCACCUCAUCGCCUGCCACGUCGAAACCAACUCCGUCCGCACCUACCACCGCUGUCCCAUAUCGUGGCACUGCUGCACCAGCCUCCUCAAAGCCAGCGAAUCCCCCCGUCCGAAAACCUCUACAGUCGUCAAACGCACCCGCUGCCAAACCGAAGGCUGCAGCUCCUGCACCCAAGCCUGCGCCCCCUGUCACUACCUCAACACCCGCCUCAUCCGCUGCGCCCAAGAAAGGAUACCUUGCUAUGCUUCAGAAAGCGAAAGAGAAGGAUUUGACGAAGCCUAUCGCCCCACCAAUCAAGCAUGAGCCAACAAAGAUCCUUACACGAAAAGAACGCUUGGCACUCAAGGCAGAAGCAAGUGCCGGCGCAAAGGGCAAGAAGCCUGUCGCUGGAUUACCCUCGAGAACACUAGACCCGAAAGCCGAUCCCUCAAAAGACAAGAAGAAGGCCGUCGAGGUUGGCUAUCAAGGCACGGCACGACCGGCCAAGAAGCCUGUCGAAGUUGGCUACAAAGGCACUGCCCGUCCAGCGAGCGCCCCCGCAACGUCUAGUCGAAACGGCACACCAGCUAUCAAGGCCAAACCGAACCCGGGCAAGGGACGCUAUGACGGCUACGCAGACUGGGAUGAGCUUAGUGAGAUGGAGGACGAAGAAGAAGACUAUGCCUCCGACGCUUCUUCUGAUAUGGAGGGUGGUAUCUGGGACGUAGAAGAAGAGGAACAGAUAGCCCUUAAGGUUGCUAAGAAGGAAGACGCGGAGGCACUUGCUGAGGAAAAUCGGUUGAAGCGUGAGAAAGAAGAACGUAAGAAGAAGUUAGCGGCUAUGGCUGCCAAGGCGAAGAAGAGGUUUUGAGGUUCUUCGGCGUUACGGUUUACGAUCACACGGCAUGGGGGCGUUUCAUCUGCAUUCUCGCGGUUGCAUAGCCAUGGAGCGGUUUCUUCUUUUUCAUGGCGCAUUUACGGUUGUUGCAUACCCGGAAGAACGAUCAUGGCUUCACAGUAAGUAUCUCACUGUAAGAGACUACAAUCCAAGUAGUGUAUAUUUAUAACGCCGUCGGUAGUCAUACCUUCAGGCUCCAACAUAUCACGAUACCCUUUCUACUCCGUUCUGACC
Molecule: messenger RNA, 1536 nt
Organism: Alternaria rosae
Lineage: Eukaryota; Fungi; Ascomycota; Dothideomycetes; Pleosporales; Pleosporaceae
Exons: 2
Coding region: 175-1275 (366 amino acids)
Source: RefSeq, a predicted model, not a curated record